UUUAGAUAUCAUAGAAAAUCAUCGACAUCAGUUUAACAAGAAAAAUGGAUUUUCAAGGUUAAAUGUCAAACCCUUGGAAUCAUUCAAAACCAUCCUAAAAAUCAUGGUUUUUCAUCUCAUUCAGUGAAUUCCCAUGUUUUCAUAUCUUCUUUCGAAGUGAUUUAAGGAUGUGUAUUUCUUCGCUGUGUUUCUUUCCAUCUCAGAGACUCAAAGAUAUACAGCCACGGAAUCAAGAAGAAACUGUAAAAGGUCCUGACAUGUCAAAUGGUUCACUUCAUUCGGAAGAUUCAAAUGAGGAUUUUGCAGUAACGACAAAUGAAAAUAAAGAUGAUAUUCCAGAACCGAUAGAAGACGAUGAUGAAGAAGAUCUGGCUAGUCAAAAAUCUACUAAAAGUUCUGACCGGAUUUCUCUGACUGGCAAGAAGUACGAAAGAAGAUCGGACUCAAAAAGGACGUCUAGUGCUAAUGCUCUGACAUCAAAAUCAGAUACAACGCCAGUCCGCAAAAGUAACCUUCGGAAAGCGAGUAUGGAUUCAAAAGCAAGUAUGGAAAGUCAAAGACGUUUUGUAUCAAUCUCAAGUGAAAGCUCUGUAUUAACAGCUAUGAAUAGGAAUGUUCCCAGGAGGAUUGUGAAUUUAGACGGAAAAGGUAACAAUAAUGCAAGUAAAACAACACUUCCUCCCAAAGAUCAAUCGCAAGAAGAUACACAGAGUGCUAAAAGAAGAGCCAGUGUGGACUCUAAGGGUAGAAGAGUAUCGUUCCAAGAAGAGGUGAAAGUUAGAGUGUUCGAUGCGAAUGAUAGAAGACCUUCGGCUGCUAAAAAACCACCACAGGAUAUAGAUAAUAUCGACACCCUAACAGAGGAAGUAUCCGAGAGAAUUUUGCCCAAGCAGCCUAAAGACGCCCCUGUACCAUCUCUGGAAGAGCUCUGCAACACAUUGGCGUUCGCCGAUGAUAUUAUAGGUGAAGAGAAGGAAAAACGACGGGCGACUACAUCGAGAGGCCGUACUCCUUUACAGUUGCCCGUUGAUCCAGCUGAGUUUGAAAAUACAUUCGAUGAGAUGGACUUGUUCAUGCGCAGGAAUUAUCCCAAGUACUACUACUUCCUCAGAAGCCAGAUAGUAACCGCAGAUCCGAAUUCUGAGAGUUAUAGAAGUCAGGAACUGGAGUUUAAGGAAGCCAUCGUAGCCUGUAAGCAACAUCCUGAAGAGUAUUUGAAGGAGCUGGAGAAAACGAUGUGCUAUUAUGAUAAAAUGUCGAGUGGCCCUCAUCAAGAAUAACUUGUAUUAAAUUCUGACUUGAUUUGGAUUAUACAAAAGAAUUUGAUUUAUUCA
This is a messenger RNA of Harmonia axyridis, 1334 nucleotides long. RefSeq lists its product as uncharacterized. Lineage: Eukaryota; Metazoa; Arthropoda; Insecta; Coleoptera; Coccinellidae. The coding region runs from base 168 to 1280 and encodes 370 amino acids. The record is from RefSeq and is a predicted model, not a curated record. The transcript has 9 exons.